Molecule: messenger RNA, 1422 nt
Organism: Exophiala xenobiotica
Lineage: Eukaryota; Fungi; Ascomycota; Eurotiomycetes; Chaetothyriales; Herpotrichiellaceae
Product: 14-3-3 family protein epsilon
Exons: 6
Coding region: 213-1034 (273 amino acids)
Biological process (GO): signal transduction
Cellular component (GO): cytoplasm
Source: RefSeq, a predicted model, not a curated record
UCUAGUUCCAAUUCUCUUUCACGCAGCUGCGCUUCCCUCUAAGCCCCAUUCAUUCGUGCACUCACUCACAGAACCAACUGCACCCAUUUCCAUCACCAGACAAUCAACUCCUCCUUCAAUUUCCAUCCCACAAUCUUUCAGAACCAGUCCUAAUCCCAUUUUCACCUUCAUCCUAUCUCCUAUCUCUUGUCCAUACAAUCGCAACCGUCAAAAUGGCCACUGAUCGUGAGAGUAAAACUUUCCUUGCGCGCCUCUGUGAGCAGGCCGAGCGAUACGAUGAGAUGGUUUCAUACAUGAAAGAGGUUGCCAACAUGGGCGGGGAACUCUCUGUCGACGAGCGAAACCUUCUUUCCGUUGCCUACAAGAACGUUGUGGGAACCAGACGUGCUUCCUGGCGCAUCAUCUCCUCCAUUGAGCAGAAGGAAGAAUCCAAGGGCUCUGAGAAACACGUUGGCAUCAUCCGCGAAUACCGCCAGAAGAUUGAGAGCGAACUCGAGAAAGUCUGCCAAGAUGUCCUCGACGUCCUGGAUCAAGCUCUCAUUCCAAAGGCCGAGUCGGGGGAGUCCAAGGUCUUCUACCACAAGAUGAAGGGAGACUACCACCGAUAUCUUGCUGAGUUCGCUUCCGGUGAGAAGCGCAAGGUUGCUGCUACUGCUGCCCAUGAGGCUUACAAGAAUGCCACCGACGUUGCACAGACCGAACUCACCCCAACACAUCCCAUCCGUCUUGGUCUCGCGCUCAACUUCAGUGUCUUCUACUACGAGAUCUUGAAUUCUCCCGACCGCGCAUGCCACCUCGCCAAGCAAGCUUUCGACGAUGCCAUUGCUGAGCUCGACUCGCUCUCGGAGGAGUCCUACCGUGACAGCACUCUCAUCAUGCAGUUGCUUCGAGACAACCUGACGCUCUGGACGUCUUCCGACGGUGGUGAAGGUGAAGCUGGCGCAGCCGGCGACGCACCCAAGGAAGACAAGCCUGCGGAAGCUGCUCCACCAGCAGAAGGUGCUGAGAAGCCAGACGCUGCCCCUCCUUCCUAGAGAAUGCCAGUCGAGAGGAGCGGUGCAUUCCCUCGACAUCUGGAGACUCUUGCUUACGGCACUUGACGUUUUGUGGCAGGGUUGUUACUCAAAUGGCAGUAUUUACACCGCUGGGCUUGUGAGAAGGGUUUUCUCGGGUUUAGCACCGGAUGGCGCGUGAAGUGAUUUGUUCCACGGCCCAAUAAGGCAGAGCAAGCCACCCUGAAGAGCAGGGUCAAUCUUUUCCCAAACAUCACCGUUCCCCUCUACAUCAAAUGCGAUUCAAAGACAUCAUUGUGUUUUGCUUUUCGUUUCCUACGAUACCACUUAGCCUUAGCUCUGGCGGACGGAUGAGUGGAUUAGCAAGCGUGGAAGGUCCCAAUGGCACUCGCGUUAUCUUUGCUCAAUA